AUGCCUCCUAUAAGACGAAGCAAUUUAGGUAGAAGAACCAGAAAUGCUACAAACCAAGCUAAUUACCGAUCUAAUCGUACUGCACAAGAACGUGACGACGGAAAUGAACGUGAAAGAAUUCGGAUAUCACAAACGCGUGAAGCGCGAGCGCGACAUUCAACUAAUAAUCGCGCAAGUUUGAAUCGAGCUGCUUUCAGUUACGAUGUGUCAAUUGACUACAGUAACUACCAAUGUGUUGUUAUUGGUUCUAUGAACUCAGUUUGCUCACACUGUAAGGCAUUAAAAUACAAAAACGAAGCCAAUGGAUUGUGUUGCGCAAAUGGUAAAGUGAAAUUGAUACCAUUGGAUCCACCACCAGAACCAUUGUACUCAUUGGUUUCAGGAAUAGGAACAGAUUCUAUACACUUUUUGACACAUAUCCAACAAUAUAACAAUUGCUUUCAAAUGACUUCAUUUGGGACAACAAAUGUAGUUCGGGAAAAUUUUAUGCCAACUUUCAAGAUACAAGGACAAAUAUAUCACAGAGCAGGUUCACUGUUACCAGUGUCAGAUAGCGACAACAAAUUCCUGCAAAUUUAUUUUAUGGGCAAUUCACCACAAGAAAUUGAUCUGCGUUGUGCACAUAACAAUUUAGUAAAGAGGUCUAUUGUAGAACAAUUACAAACUUUAUUUCAUCAACACAAUCAAUUGAUUAUAUUGUUUAAAACUGCCCUGGAUCUGAUGCCAUCCGAUAAUCACAAAAUUGUAAUCAGAGCUGAUAAAACACCUGCAGGUCAACAUACAAGACGUUUUAAUGCACCAACUAUUGAUGAAGUUGCUAUCGUUGUAGUUGGAGAAAACUUGGAAUCCCGUGAUAUUGUUUUACAUCGUCGGAAUGAUCAAUUACAACGUAUAAAGGAAACACACCGCUCAUAUGAUGCACUGCAAUAUCCCAUUAUAUUUUGGCAAGGUGAAGAUGGCUACGAUUUCUCAAUAAAAAUGAUAAAUCCCAUUACAGGUUCUGAAACCAACAAAAAAGUCAGUUCAAUGAACUAUUAUUCAUACCGCCUAAUGAUUCGGGAAAAUGAAGAUAAUCACAUAUUGAAAUGUCGGCGAUUAUAUCACAAAUAUGUUGUUGACAUGUAUGUUAAAAUUGAAACGGAGAUAUUAACAUUCAUCAGGUUGAAUCAAACCAAACUCCGAUCUGGAGAGUAUAUUCACCUUCGAGAUGCGAUUAAUACUGAUGGAAAUGCACAGAAUGUCGGUCGGAUGACUAUUCUUCCAGCAACAUACAUCGGAAGCCCUCGGCAUAUGCACGAAUAUGCUCAAGAUGCCAUGUCGUAUGUUCGUCAUUAUGGUACAGCAGAUUUGUUCAUCACAUUUACAUGCAAUCCGCAAUGGAUAGAAAUCAAGCAGGAGUUAUUCUCUGGGCAAUCACCCAUUGAUCGUCAUGAUAUUACAGCCAGAGUCUUUAGACAAAAGUUGAAAUCUUUAAUGGAUUUCAUCGUAAAACAUAAUGUGUUUGGUGAGACACGCUGCUGGAUGUAUUCUGUGGAGUGGCAGAAACGAGGAUUGCCACAUGCACACAUUUUGAUUUGGUUGGUUGAAAAGAUAAGGCCAAAUGAAGUUGAUGCAGUGAUAUCAGCUGAAAUCCCUAAUGUACAAGUAGAUCCUGGAUUGCAUGAGGUAGUUAUCAAAAACAUGAUACAUGGUCCCUGUGGAACUCUUAAUCAAAAUUCACCGUGUAUGAUGGAUGGUAAAUGUUCAAAACGAUAUCCACGGACAUUAAUAUCGGAAACAAUUACUGGUAAUGACGGUUAUCCAUUGUAUCGUCGCAGAUCGACAGCAGACAAUGGAAAAUCAACAAUUGUCAAAUUAAAUCAACAAGAUAUUGAAAUAGAUAAUCGUUGGAUUGUUCCAUAUUCACCCAUUUUAUCAAAGACAUUCAAAGCACACAUCAACGUUGAAUCUUGCCAUUCAGUGAAAUCUAUUAAAUACAUUUGCAAAUAUGUAACCAAAGGGAGUGAUAUGGCUGUGAUUGGAAUUGGUGCAGAGAAUUCCAAUGAUGAAGUUACCCAAUACCAAAUGGGCCGCUAUGUCAGUAGUAAUGAAGCAGUUUGGCGAAUAUUUUCUUUUCCUAUUCAUGAGAGACACCCUUCUGUUGUUCACUUAGCUGUGCAUUUAGAAAAUGGACAAAGAGUGUAUUUUACAGCACAGAACGCAGUACAAAGAGCUGCUCAGCCACCAUCUACUACAUUAACCAGUUUUUUUGAGACAUGCCAAAACGAUGAUUUCGGACAAACAUUGCUAUAUUCUGAAAUGCCAAAAUAUUAUACCUGGAAUCAAUCCUCAAGGAGAUUUAUACGACGGAAACAAGGAAAACCAGUUCCAGAAUAUACAGAUGUAUAUUCCACCGAUGCGAUUGGCCGGAUUUAUUCAGUACAUCCAAGCAAUGAUGAAUGUUUUUAUUUACGACUGCUAUUAGUCAAUGUACGUGGCCCAACAUCAUUCCAACAAUUACGAACUGUUGAUGGUGAAUUGUGUGGAUCCUACAGAGAAGCCUGUCAACGUUUGCAAUUGCUUGAAAAUGACGCUCAUUGGGAUCAAACUCUCGAUGAUGCUGUAAUAUCAUCACACGCUCAUCAAAUACGAACAUUGUUUUCUAUAAUCAUAUCUACAUGCUUCCCAUCAAACCCAAUUGAUUUGUGGAUCAAGUACAAAGAUUAUAUGUGUGAUGAUAUUUUGUAUCAAAUACGGAAUAGAAUGGGAAAUCCAAAUAUACAAAUCAGUGAAGAAAUUUACAAUGAAGCAUUGAUUUCAAUUGAGGACAUGUGCUUGAUAAUGUCAAUCAAACUAUUAAUUCAAUUAGGCCUGACCGCGCCCAAUCGUCCAAUGCAUGACGCUUUUAACCAAGAGUUGCAUCGAGAAAGACUGUAUGAUCUCAACGCUUUGAAAGAAUUAAUUCAAACAAAUCUUCCACUGUUAAAUGAACAACAGAAGUAUGUAUUUGAAACUCUUAUGAAAGUAACAAAUGAUGAAACUGGAGGGAUUUACUUCUUAGAUGCACCUGGUGGUACAGGAAAAACUUUUUUGAUUUCAUUAAUAUUAGCAACAAUUCGCUCACAAAAUAAAAUUGCACUUGCACUCGCUUCGUCGGGAAUCGCAGCAACUUUGCUUGAAGGUGGUCGAACAGCCCAUUCAGCACUAAAAUUGCCAUUAAAUAUGCAAAGCAAUGAAACUCCAACCUGCAACGUUUCGAAGAACUCUGCAAUGGCAAAGGUUUUGCAGCAAUGUAAAUUGAUUGUUUGGGAUGAAUGCACGAUGGCACAUAAAAAAUCUUUGGAGGCUUUAGACAGAACCUUAAAAGAUCUACGGAGCAAUAAUAACCGAUUUGGUGGUGCAAUGAUUUUAUUAGCAGGAGAUUUUCGUCAAACAUUGCCAGUGAUUCCACGAUCAACGCCAGCUGAUGAACUCAAUGCAUGUCUAAAGUCCUCCAGUUUGUGGAAACAUGUCAAAGUACUUCAUUUAAGCAAGAAUAUGCGUGUCGAGUUGCAAAAUGACCAAUCUGGAAACAUAUUCUCUAAACAACUCAUUGACAUUGGUAAUGGCAAAUUUCCUAUAGACAUGUUGACUGGCUGCAUUAACUUUUCUCAAAGUUUUUGUCAGUUAACUCGAUCAAAAGAUGAACUUAUUCAGAAGGUGUUUCCAGAUGUUUCUCAAAAUUACAGAAACCAUGAUUGGUUGAGCGAACGAGCUAUACUGGCUGCAAAAAACAUAGAUGUAAAUUAA
This is a messenger RNA of Rhopalosiphum maidis (corn leaf aphid), 3768 nucleotides long. RefSeq lists its product as uncharacterized. NCBI's taxonomy places the organism in Eukaryota, Metazoa, Arthropoda, Insecta, Hemiptera, Aphididae. Bases 1 to 3768 code for a protein of 1255 amino acids. The transcript is spliced from 3 exons. Gene Ontology annotation, molecular function: DNA helicase activity. The record is from RefSeq and is a predicted model, not a curated record. Gene Ontology annotation, biological process: DNA repair; telomere maintenance.